AUGUUCCGUAUAUCAAGUUUUGUUGGUAAAUAUGCUAUUAGAAAUCUUUCUGCUGCAGCUCCAUCUACCGGAAGCUCUACACUUACACCUACUAAAAAGGCUCUGAUGAAAUUACGUAAAAUAACAGGCUAUAAUUAUGUAAAUUGUAAGAAGGCUCUUGAUAAAUUUGGUCCAGAUAAUAUAGAAGAGGCAACUGUAUGGUUACGGGAAUUGGCAAAAAAAGAAGGAUGGACAAAGGCUGCCAAAUUGAGUGAUAGAAGAACUACUGAAGGACUUUUAUCAGUUGCAACAAAUGAAAAUGUAGCAGCUGUUGUUGAGUUAGAUUGCCAGACAGAUUUUGUUGCUAGAGGAGAUGAUUUUAAAAACUUAAUUACUAAUGUAACAGUAGCAAUUUUAAAUCAUGCUAAAGCUUUUUCAAGUUCUGUUAAUGUUGCUAAGGGUGAAAUAAUAACUGUACCUGUACAAGGUGAUGAAAUCAAGAUGUCUGAUGGGACUUCUGUAAAAGAAGCUAUUGCUAUGACUAUUGGAAAGUUAGGUGAAAACAUUACAUCUCCAACAAUGAGUAUGAUCUUUACUGAAUCAGAUGUCAAAAUAAGUGGUCAUUCUCAUCCAAAAGAAAAAUUAAAUCAAUGUGAAAUUGGAAGAUUUGUUUCUCUUGCUUGUUUAAAACGCGACCCUAUCAAAAGUACAUCAUUUCCAUCAGAAAUAUUAGGAGAACAAAUUUGUCAACACAUAAUAGGUAUGAAACCGGAAACAAUUGGUAAACCACCAGAGGUAGUCAACAAAACAAAAGAUGAUGAGAUAAAAAAAACUCAAGAAGAUGAUCAGACAAAAGAAACUCAAGAAGAAGAAGAUGUUAAUGCUUAUUAUAGUGGUAGAACAACAGAAUUAAAUGAAGAUGAAACUGGUCUUCUUAGACAACAAUUUAUGUUAAAUCCAUCACAAUCAGUUUACUCAUAUUUGGAAGGUCAUGGUGCACAGAUAGUUAAUUAUUUACGAAUGGAGGUUGGAGAAAAAUCAGUUGAUGAAUAG
Strongyloides ratti is the source of this 1032-nucleotide messenger RNA. Its product is annotated as Elongation factor Ts, mitochondrial. The transcript has 2 exons. Gene Ontology annotation, molecular function: protein binding; translation elongation factor activity. Gene Ontology annotation, biological process: mitochondrial translational elongation. Bases 1 to 1032 code for a protein of 343 amino acids. NCBI's taxonomy places the organism in Eukaryota, Metazoa, Nematoda, Chromadorea, Rhabditida, Strongyloididae. Gene Ontology annotation, cellular component: mitochondrial matrix. The record is from RefSeq and is a predicted model, not a curated record.